Solanum verrucosum is the source of this 1486-nucleotide messenger RNA. RefSeq names its product probable mitochondrial adenine nucleotide transporter BTL1. The record is from RefSeq and is a predicted model, not a curated record. NCBI's taxonomy places the organism in Eukaryota, Viridiplantae, Streptophyta, Magnoliopsida, Solanales, Solanaceae. Bases 132 to 1235 code for a protein of 367 amino acids. Gene Ontology annotation, biological process: transmembrane transport. The transcript is spliced from 5 exons.
GAAAUUUGAGUCAAAAAAGAAAAAUCUCCCUCCAUCUGCCAAAGGUGUCAGGAAAAACGUUUUCUCCAUUUUCCAUGUUUACUCUUGUCUCACCGGCGUUAGUCUUUAGGUUUUUUGAAGUAUUAUUGUGAAUGCGGCACACCUCAACUACUAAUCUCUUCGUUGUCUCUAUGGCUGCGGAAUCCCAAUCGCAGAAGAAGACUUACUGUGUCGUCGGAGAUAUCAUGAUUAUACCCAAGGACUUCGACCUCUCUCCUACCAAGGACCGUCAAAUUAACCUUCAACUCAACUUCCCUGAUGUCGGACGAGUCUUUAAUGAUUUUAUCAGGACUCGAGAAGUUGGUGAAUUUUUCAGUGGGGCUUUGGCUGGGGCGAUGACCAAGGCCAUUCUAGCUCCUCUUGAAACCAUCAGGACAAGAAUGGUAGUUGGUGUUGGGUCCAGAAACAUUGGUACAAGUUUUGUUCAGGUUAUUGAACAGCAGGGUUGGCAAGGGCUGUGGGCAGGUAACACAAUUAACAUGCUACGGAUAAUUCCCACACAAGCAAUUGAACUCGGGACAUUUGAGUGUGUCAAGCGAGCAAUGACUUCGGCACAAGAGAAAUGGAUGGAUACUGGUAGCCCCAAGCUGCAGAUUGGUAAUGCUAGCCUGAGCUUUUCUCUCUCAUGGCUAUCGCCAGUUGCUGUUGCUGGUGCUGCUGCUGGAGUUGUAAGCACACUUGCAUGUCAUCCGCUGGAAGUGCUGAAGGAUCGGUUGACGGUGAGUCCUGAGGUCUACCCCAGCCUACGCAUUGCAGUUCACAAGAUUUACAAGGAGGGUGGAAUUGCAGGCUUGUAUGCUGGACUUGGGCCAACAUUGAUUGGCAUGCUCCCAUAUAGCACUUGCUACUAUUUCAUGUACGAGACAAUUAAGAAAUCAUACUGCCGUGCACAAAAGAAAGAAUCUCUAAGUCGUGCGGAGAUGCUUCUAGUUGGAGCUUUCUCAGGUUUAACAGCUAGCACUAUUAGUUAUCCAUUGGAGGUGGCGAGAAAGCGGCUAAUGGUGGGUGCUUUACAAGGUAAAUGUCCACCUCACAUGGUCGCAGCACUUUCAGAAGUUAUUAGGGAGGAGGGUUUGUUAGGCCUUUAUAGGGGCUGGGGUGCAAGUUGCCUAAAAGUAAUGCCAUCAUCAGGCAUUACUUGGACUUUCUAUGAAGCUUGGAAAGAUAUAUUGCUUGUUGAUAGACGUCAUGUGUAACAGCAGACAAAUAGUAGCACAGGAAAUGAAAUCUUAUUAUUAUGCGCUCAAGCUAGAAGCUGGUGAUGGUAAGAGUUAAACGUGGUAUCUGUCAUCAUGAGAUUUGUUAUUGAUGCGCAUCCACAAAUUUUGCUUCCCAUCUUCCCUGCUCUUCCGUGGGCACAAAGAAAUUUCUUUAACAUUUCUGUAAACGACAGAAUAUGCAUUUAUGAUUAUUGCAAGAAUUACAAGCUUUUGCCUUGGGAAUUUCU